CGAACCACAGAAGAAGAAGAAGCUGUUGUUUUGCUCAGACGUCACCAUCCGUGCUGGAGACCCGGGAUGCUGCUCCGCUGAUGUUCUCCGGGAGAACCGCGGACUGUGUCGGUGAACUCGGUGGAGGAUCCGCUCAGACCGGCCGAGGAGCCUCUGGAGGCGGACACGGCGCCACUCAGACCGCGGCUGCUGUGUGACCUGCGGGGGGCGCUGCGGCACCAUGAGCGGCGCGGCGCUCGGCCUGGAGAUCGUCCUCGUCUUCUUCUUGGCUCUCUUCCUGCUGCAUCGCUACGGAGACUUCCGGAAGCAGCAGCGCAUGGUUCUGUUCGGCACGCUGCUGGCCUGGUACCUGUGCUUCCUCAUCGUCUUCAUCCUGCCGCUGGACGUCAGCACGACCAUCUACAGGCAGUGCAUCGAAGACCAUGAGGAACACCUUCCUGUGUCCACCGUCAGCCCGGCCAACCGGACCGGGUCCAGUGGGCCCAACCCGCCCAACGCCAGCAUGGCUCUGACCAGAAGGCCCGUCCCGUCGCCGUGCCACCGGCCCUGGAGCUACAUCCCUGAGGGCAUCAUGCCCGUGUUCUGGAGGGUGGUGUACUGGACCUCUCAGUGCCUCACCUGGCUGCUGCUGCCCUUCAUGCAGUCGUACGCUCGCUCCGGAGGGUUCUCCAUCACCGGGAAGAUCAAGACGGCGCUCAUCGAGAACGCCAUCUACUACGGGACCUACCUGCUGAUCUUCGGCUCGCUGCUCAUCUACGUGGCGGUUCAUCCCGACUGGCUGCUGUCUCACCUGUCCUGGUACCAGCUGCAGACCAUCGGCAUCACGGCGGCCAACACGUGGGGCCUGUUCCUGCUGGUGCUGCUGCUGGGCUACGGCCUGGUGGAAAUCCCGCGCUCCUACUGGAACGCCUCGCGCCACGGACACCUGCUGAUGAAGACCUACUUCAAGGCCUCCAAGCUGAUGACGGAGAAGGCGGACGCCGAGGAGAACCUGGAGGACGUGAUGGAGGAGGUGAGGAAGGUCAGCGAGUCCAUCAAGUACAACCAUCCGCUGAGGAAAUGCAUCGACACCAUCCUGAGGAAGUGUCCCGUGGACUACCAGGACAAGAUGGGUCGGAACAUGGACGACUACGAAGACUUUGACGACAAGCAGAACUCGUACCCGACCGAGAAGAGUCUGGUCAAGCUGCACAAGCAGGUGAUCUACGCCGUGCAGAGGCACAACCGGACCCGGGUCCAGUGGCAGAUCCUGCUGCAGCAGGCCGUCCACCUGGAGGACGUGGCCAAGAACGAGACCAGCCUGAGCCACCAGUUCGUCCACAGCUUCCAGUCCGCCGAGCCGCCGGGUCGCUUCAGCCGCUACGUCUACACCCCGACCGUAGAGUGGUACUGGGAAUGCCUCCUGAAGCGCUGGUACUACCGGCUGGUGUCGGUGGUUCUGACCCUGUUCAGCGUGGCCGUGGUCUGGUCCGAAUGCACGUUCUUCAGCACCCGACCCGUCCUGUCGCUGUUCGCCGUCUUCAUCCAGCUGGCAGAGAGCGACUACAACUACCUGUACAUCGAGAUGGCGUGCUUCAUCACCAUCUUCUUCCUCUGCACCUGCGUUUACUCCACCGUGUUCCGGAUCCGAGUCUUUAACUAUUACUACCUGGCCUCCCACCACCAGACGGACGCCUACAGCCUGCAGUUCAGCGGCAUGUCAGUGGGGGGCGCUGCACUUCUUUCCCUACGCUUCAUCAUCAGGGUCUUUGGUCACAUAAAGUAUCAGUUGGGAUCAGAAAGGAUCAGAAAGGAUCAAUUAGGAUCAGAAAGGAUCCUACUCUUAUUAAAAUAGGUGGAAAAUAAUUAGAUGUACUGUAGAAAAUGUAAAUUUCUCAGAAAACUUGCUGCCCCUCUAAAGAUGUUCUUGCUGCUCUGGCCCAGUCUGGGAACGCGCUGCCUGAACCUCCUGGGCUUCCAGCAGUUUAUGGAUGACAGCGAGAUGACCUCUGACCUCAUCGACGAGGGAAAGGAGCUGAUCCGACGCGAGAGGAGGAAGAGGCAGAGGAUCGAAGACGGAGAGAACCGACGGAGAGAGUGGAAGGAGUGCUACGGCAACCAGAGGGAGGACUUCGCUCCGAGGAACCGGAGCAGCCACGAGAUGACGGAGACCAAUUACUCCGAGUCCAGCAGGGACAGACAGGUGAAGUAUUCUCGCUCCGCCGGCCGGGCGGACAGGGACAGCAUCGAGCUGCUGCAGGACGCCGAACCGCUGGACUUCAACGCCGACACCCUGACCGACGACAGCCUGGAGGCCGAGGCCGGCAGGCCUGCAGGUGGACGUUAUCUCUCCAUGUCUUCGUCUCGGAAUCGGAUAUUUGACGACGUCUAGCGUCUCGGCUGCAGCUCCCCUCCCGCCACGCAUGCUACUGACCAGCGCGCCCUCUGACCCCUGACCUCUGGGGUCAGCAAUCUGAAGGAUCUUUCUGAUUAUUUAUGAAUGAUGAAGCUGGUUUCCUCCACGCCCAUCAUCACUGAUGAAGGUCACAUUAAACUGUAUUUCUAUUUAA
Messenger RNA from Poecilia reticulata (guppy), 2549 nucleotides. Lineage: Eukaryota; Metazoa; Chordata; Actinopteri; Cyprinodontiformes; Poeciliidae. The record is from RefSeq and is a predicted model, not a curated record.